AUGCCAAAAACUCGUCAACUUCUCCGCGAGGAGAUUACGUAUUCUGUUGCAAAGGAAAAAGAAACCAACAUCCUCCAGCGGCUAUCAUACGUUGAGAAGCGGGAUGAGUUUUUUGGCCAACUUAAACGAAAUACGGGUUGGAUAAAGAGUACAAUUACUCACCACAUUGGAUUACAUUCCCCUAAUGCAUGCCAGAUAUCUGAUGAGGACGACUGGCUUUAUGGCAGCUUCAAUGUCUGUAUUCCAGUGACGGUUGAUUCUAAAAACUGGAGAUGGAAGCGACAGUAUGGAAAUCGUCUUAUGUUUCGGCUUCCUCUCCCAUAUCGCGUUGCGGAAACUUUUCGUCCUGGAAGUGCGGAUGAAAAAGUUCGCUGCGAAGCAGCAACCUAUUCGUUCUUUCAACAGCAUUGUACAGAUGUGCCACUUCCUCGACUCUAUGGCUUUGGUUUGACAACGGGUGAAACGUUCACGGAACUUGAUACUCUCCCAUUUUUAAUGCGCGGAUUCUUUAAAAUAAAGAACUUCUUAAGGUCGUUAUUUAGGCUCCCGCUACCAUCUAAAUAUGUGCGUCACCAGCCGCGCCUCGCCCUUCAGACUGAUGAGGGAAGACUCUCUUACAUGCUGCUUGAAUACAUCGAAGACACGACUGGCGAGAUGCUCUCAGCUACCUGGAAGGACAAGCAAAAUGAUGCCGAACUGCGCGCCAAUCUCUUCCGAGGAAUUUCUCGGAUUUUGCUUAGCAUUACGCGAAUAAAGCUACCAAAAAUCGGGUCAUUCACGAUGGAUAACAAAGGGUACAUUUCGCUAACAAAUCGCCCACUAACAUAUCAAAUGCUGGAAGCGGAGAAUGAGAGCAUUCCUACGGAUAUACCUCGUGAUCGAACAUAUUCCACAGUAGAAUCCUACACUCUGGAUAUGCUCAACUUCCACGACAAUCGCAUCCUUCAUCAGCCAAACGCCAUAAAUGAUCUGAGCGACUAUAGCUACCAAACAGCAGCUCUGACAACAAUGCGCGCUAUUCUUCCCUCCUUUUUGGAUCAAAAAACUCGUUAUGGGCCAUUUGUUCUGUGCUUUGGUGAUUUUAAUCAAAGCAAUAUCUUUGUUGAUAAGAAUUGGAAUAUCACCUGCUUACUUGACCUUGAAUGGAUGUUUUCUCAGCCGAUUGAUUUGGUCCGACUUCCGACUUGGCUGUCCAACCAGGCGUUGGAUGAAUUAGCCCAUGAACCUGAACAUUUUACAGCAAUACGAAAGGAACUAGUGGAUAUUCUUGCGGAUGAGGAGAAAAAAUGGCACGCCAUCCCUUCCCAGGAAUGGACUUCAGAAAUUCAAGAGAAAGCACCUUCAUCGGCACUCCUAUUAUCUACGGCCCUAAGUAGCUGCUGGGAAACCGGUGCAUUCUGGUAUUCUCUAGCUCUUCACAAUCCAACGGCUCUUUUUUCAGUGUUUUACGAACGAAUUCAGCCAAAGUUCUUAGACAAGAAUAAUGAUCACGACGCCUUCCAAAAUAUUGUUCCAUGGUAUUGGGCUACAGACUUUGUCGAUAUUGCGUUAGAGAAAGUUGAGGAUAAGAAGAAUUAUGACAUCCAGCUGCAACAAGCUUUCGAAGACUCAACGUAA
Messenger RNA from Ophidiomyces ophidiicola, 1617 nucleotides. RefSeq lists its product as uncharacterized. The transcript has 2 exons. Lineage: Eukaryota; Fungi; Ascomycota; Eurotiomycetes; Onygenales; Onygenaceae. Bases 1 to 1617 code for a protein of 538 amino acids. The record is from RefSeq and is a predicted model, not a curated record.